AUGGCACAGACCAACAGCAGCGGGCAGGGGACCAACGGGGUGGCGGAUGAGUCCCCCAACAUGAUAGUGUACAGAAAGAGAAAGCAGGAAUACAUCUUCAGCUUGGAUGGAGUCAUGGCCUUCACUCCAGGCAGGGCUCUCACCUGGAUGGAGGAAGUAAUAGCACGCAUGCAAGAUGAGAAUAAUGGAAUCCCCAUCCGGACAGUGAAAAGUUUCCUCACCAAGAUCCCCAGUGUUUUUUCAGGUUCUGAAAUCGUACAGUGGAUGAUCAAGAAUCUGGACAUUGAAGAUCCAGUGGAGGCUCUUCACUUAGGAACACUGAUGGCUGCACAUGGCUACUUCUUCCCCAUCUCAGACCAUGUCCUCACUCUCAAAGAUGAUGGCACUUUCUAUAGGUUUCAGACUCCAUACUUUUGGCCAUCAAACUGCUGGGAACCUGAAAACACAGACUAUGCUGUUUACCUCUGCAAAAGAACAAUGCAAAAUAAAGCACGUCUGGAGCUCGCAGACUAUGAAGCGGAGAGCUUAGCAAGGCUACAGAGAGCUUUUGCCAGAAAAUGGGAGUUCAUUUUUAUGCAAGCAGAAGCACAGGCAAAAGUUGACAAGAAAAGAGACAAAAUUGAGAGGAAAAUUCUCGACAGUCAGGAGAGAGCAUUCUGGGAUGUGCACAGACCAGUGCCUGGAUGUGUGAAUACAACAGAAGUUGACAUAAAGAAGUCCUCCAGAAUGAAAAACCCACACAAGACUAGAAAGUCUGUGUAUGGGCUGCAGAAUGAUAUCCGUACCCACAGCCCAACUCACACCCCCGUCCCAGAGGCAAAGCAGCCUACAGAAGAAGAACUGCAGGAACAGAUCACCUUUUGGCAAUUACAAUUAGACAGGCAUCGACUGAAAAUGUCCAAAGUGGCAGAGAGUUUGCUGGGUUAUACGGAGCAGUAUGUCGAAUACGACCCCUUCCUCACAUCUCCAGACCCAUCCAACCCCUGGAUCUCAGAUGACACCAUGAUCUGGGAGCUUGAAGCAAGUAAGGAACCAGGCCAACAAAGGGUAAAGAGAUGGGCUUUUGGCAUCGACGAGGUUCUCAAAGAUCCUGUGGGGAGAGAACAGUUUCUCAAGUUCCUUGAGUCUGAGUUCAGCUCUGAGAAUCUCAGGUUCUGGCUAGCAGUCCAGGAAGUAAAGAAGCGCCCCAUCAGAGAAGUUCCAACUCGGGUUCAGGAGAUUUGGCAGGAAUUUCUGGCCCCUGGGGCACCCAGUGCCAUCAACGUAGAUUCCAAGAGCUACGACAAAACUACCCAGAAUGUCAAAGAUCCUGGACGGUAUGCCUUUGAGGAUGCACAGGAACACAUCUACAAACUGAUGAAGAGUGACUCUUACAGCCGUUUCAUCCGUUCCAGUGCCUAUCAGGAGUUAUUACAGGCUAAGAAGAAG
Menidia menidia (Atlantic silverside) is the source of this 1428-nucleotide messenger RNA. The record is from the annotation of a GenBank genome assembly. NCBI's taxonomy places the organism in Eukaryota, Metazoa, Chordata, Actinopteri, Atheriniformes, Atherinopsidae.